This is a messenger RNA of Exophiala bonariae, 2361 nucleotides long. RefSeq lists its product as uncharacterized. The coding region runs from base 1 to 2361 and encodes 786 amino acids. The record is from RefSeq and is a predicted model, not a curated record. Gene Ontology annotation, molecular function: mannosyltransferase activity. The transcript is spliced from 4 exons. NCBI's taxonomy places the organism in Eukaryota, Fungi, Ascomycota, Eurotiomycetes, Chaetothyriales, Herpotrichiellaceae.
AUGGAAUUUGGCGCAUCUUCAACGAUGUUCGCACCAGGUAGACUGGGUCUUGAGGCUGUAUUGGCUCCCACAGCUACUCCGACAGCUACUCCAACAUAUGGUCGACAGCCCCAUGCCCUGAAUCACCGGCAAGCGAGUGUUUCGGCUGCGACUUGCGGCUAUAUCGGUGGUGAUGGUGACCUAGCAGUAACAUGUCGCAGUGGUAUGUACUGCGCAGCAACCAGCACAUACGUCGGCUGCUGCGAAUCCACGAAUUGUGUAGGCAUAAUCACCUCCUGCUACGACUUUCUUGGGAAUGCCUGCGAUGUCACUUGUCAGAACAAUCCAAACAAUUUGGUCUGCCCAACCAGUUUACCUUACUGUGCCGAAUAUCAGUAUGAAGGGGGAUCGGUGGGUUAUGGUUGUGCUCAAGAUCGUGGCUUCACUACAACUGUCCUCCUUAACCCUCUACAAAACCUUGACACACUUACGACGAGCCCAUCAUCAUCGUCAUCAACACCUACACCUACACCAUCUCCGACCCCAGACCCGCAACCUUCAUCUUCUGGUCUUGGCGCCGGAGCAAUAGCUGGGAUUGCUGUUGGUGGCAUAGCAGUGCUUGCCUUGAUCAUUUUUAUGAUAUGGUUCAUGCGCAGAAGGAAGCAGAAGCAAGCGACGCAAGCGACAGGGAAUACUCCUUAUGCCCAUGUGCCACCAGAGGAUACGAGUCCACCCAUGCGAAAUCGAUCAAUGGUUGAAUCAACAGCAUUUUCGGAUUCGACGACCGCCUACGCUUUACCAAGUCCGAGAACUGACCCCUGGAAACAGUCCUGGCAGAGCUAUAGCGAACCAGACGCGUCUUAUGCUGCAUCGAAUGGUUAUUCCCAACCAAGAAGCCCAGCAGGCAUUCCGGUUGCCCCUGUCGAGAUGGCAACAAAUCGUGGAGCGCAGUCGCACGAUACUGCUGAACACGAGCCCUUAAACGUCACUGGAUUUGCCAACGAUGGACGACCCGGGCAGCGUAACUGUGACGAGCUGAGACAUGAUGACAAACUGAGUGUGCAAAAGAGCUGGUUUUUGGAUGAUGAUCUUGUGCACAUCGCUCGAUCAAUGAAUGAACAUCCUAUGGUAGACUAUUCUACUCAAGAUCAAUCACUCACAUUCGAAGAGAUGGUUUCCCAGACCUGGACACGGUUAUCUGGAUCUAGUGUAUGGCUCGAGAAAAACAAAGUUUUCCUGACAGUCACGAGAGUCAUCUUCUAUGCCGAAGGCGAAAAGUCAUGGCCCAUCAUUAGCCUCUUGAGGGGUCAGAUUUAUGACAGCAACUGGAGUGAGUUAAAAGACCACACCCUGAUUUGGAAAGGCCAUGGAAUUGUUUUCCCUACCAUAUUUCCAAUUUCAUACCCGUAUAUGGAGAAGCAUCGUUUUUUUGGACCCGAAGACCCUAGGGUUCUCAUCGAAGAAGGAAUUGACGAUCCGGAACCGAUAAUUGUGUUCAACAUGAUCUACGAUACACAAACCUGGACAAGGGCUAUGCACGUCUUCAGACCAUUCACCGAUCUUCUUACUAUCCUGACCAUCAAGAGGGACGCAGAGAGAGCAGAAGUUGAGAAGAACUGGGCCCCAUUCUUCUUCGAUGACUCAGAGACGACCGUACCAGCAACAGGAAAGACUCCCAACACACAUCUUCAUUUCAUCUACAGGUUUAAUCCGUUGGUCGUAUUGAAAUGCAAACUGGCUGACGGACUUUGCGAUGUCGUAUAUGAGCAGGACACCGAGUCGUACUCUCUGGGGAGCCAUGAUGAUGAUGAUGGCCGGAUGACCGGUGGAACGAAUCUAGUGCCUUUGCCGAUGAAGUCGAAGCUUGGGACGAGCCUGUUUCUCGGAUUUCCUAGAUCCCAUGUGGAGGUUGGAUGCAAUGGGAAAAGCAUCUACCGACCCGCAAUUAUGAUUCUCAGCGCCCACAAGAAGAGUUUCCACAUUGAAUACAUGUCCGACUCCAUCGACUUUGGAUCCGCGGCGAUGUCGGAAGAAGCUUUCAUCGAUCCUUGUCACGAAGGCCAGAUUCUGAUCGCUAAUAGCAUUGCAAAAUGGGAUCGAUCACACGGGGAGGAUGUCAUGACGGUUUCAUUUUCCGUCGGAGAUUCGACCGUGCAAGUAUUGCGGCUUCACGGCGUGUUCGCAUUCGUGGAACGCUUAUAUCUGCAGCAUGACCCACCUAUUGAUAUGGCUUCCGACUCGCAAUCAGGUGUCUUUAGACUGUGGUCUAAUGCUGCGAGCCACGUGCUUGGUUGCUCGAUUGAGGCAGCUGCGAACUACUCAACCGCUCUGUAUGUCAAUGGUUUCUACCGGAUGCAAGAGGCGCUCGCACACGGGUCUUAG